AUGUGGAUUUUUCAUACAAGUUACAAAACGCUUCAUGAAAUCUUUAGGAUAUCAGCUCAGUUGUCAAAUCCUCUUCAAUAUGAUCCUUUUGAUCCAAGUAAUUCCACAUGGAUGGCGGUCUAUUGGACAAGCCUAACUGUUUAUCUAGCAGUAUUAAUGAUAAUCGAUGUGCCUUUUAUUUCAAGUGUGAAACAGCUAGACGAUAGUGAAGCCAAUUCAGGUAAGCACCAAUCGAUGACUGGUACCUGUCACAAAUAUAAUCACGAAAACGUUAGCUAUAAUGAUCAAGAGGAAUCUAAUCACACCAAACUACUAAUAACACAAAGACAGAAACGCUCACAGAUACCUUCAAGCUACCCAGAUAUGAAAAACAAACCAUACAUCCCAAAUUUGAAAAACUAUUCACUAUUAAAAAAUUAUCCUUUCCUUGAACGAAAACAGAAAGGAAGUAACAGUCAGUCUAGUUCUUAUUUUAGUACAUUCAGAUCUAAUUCCUCAUUUGGAGUUGGGGAUGUGAAGACAAAUCCUAUUAAUAAUAUGCCUCCAGAUCUUUCAACAUCGACUUAUGCUUCUCAUUCUGCAACACCAAAAUCGUCGUUGAAACCAAACUCUCCAGCUCAAGAAGUUAUAAGCGAACCCGACUUUGAUCCCGAUCAAUCAGUGUACAUAACUUCUGUGAAAAAUUCUACAGCUGUUAUUCCAUGUAAGGUCAAUCAUAUUGACUUCUCCUCCACAGUGAUGUCAUGGUGGAAAGAAGACUUGCCAAUGCCAUUGACGGUGGGAAAUGAAAUAUCUCUUCCACGUUAUGAAAUCGACGAAAAAUUCUUCUACCUCAAAGUUAUUGCUCAGGAAACUGAACCGGAUGCGACUAAACUGAAUGAUGAAUAUGUGAAAGAUGAUACAGUUGCGAAUACGCUUUGGAGAGCAUCAAGUAAAAGAAAAAGUGUCCACAUUUUUAGUUAUCCUGGUCAGUUUCCUUCUCUGACGUGUAUAGUUCAAUUUAGUCACCCAACAUCAAUGUCCUCCAUUCACUGGUAUCACAAUGGUAACAGGAUAUAUCCUAAAAUGGACAGUACAAUUUAUGAGAAUCCGAAAAUGUCAAUUAUUGAUAAUAAUCUAAAAAUGAAGGAAUUGUACACGGAUGUACAAAGGAAGUGGAUUGAUCAAACAACCCUUGCAAGCAGAUUGAACAUUGGCCAGUUGACAACGCACAAUUCAGGGAUAUGGACUUGUCGAAAAAUACCCGGUACACAGGUGGAAUCUAUCGAAGAAAGUUCAGUCAACUUACAACUGACAGGUUCCAGUGCGGCAAGUACUAGCGAGAAUGAUUCCUUCGGGCGAAAUAAAGGCAAAUCUCCAAGUAAAAGGAUUUCAUUUUCCAGCAUCAACUUACACAGUUUGAUAUUUUUACACUGUAUUUUUCAUAAAAUAUUUCCUCUUUGUGUAUAA
Molecule: messenger RNA, 1449 nt
Organism: Heterobilharzia americana
Lineage: Eukaryota; Metazoa; Platyhelminthes; Trematoda; Strigeidida; Schistosomatidae
Source: the annotation of a GenBank genome assembly